Racocetra persica is the source of this 206-nucleotide messenger RNA. The record is from the annotation of a GenBank genome assembly. NCBI's taxonomy places the organism in Eukaryota, Fungi, Glomeromycota, Glomeromycetes, Diversisporales, Gigasporaceae.
AUUGCUGGCAGCAUGAUUCUGAUAGUCGGCCAGAUAUGCAGCAAGUCUUUUUAGAUCUAAAAAAUUCAAUUACUAAUAAUAAACAGGCUAUAGAUCGAAUUGCACAAGACUCAAGUGUAUUAGAAGCUCAUGGAUCAACUCAAUUAGUUGAUCAAAGUAAUCUGAGUAUGUUUAUUUCUGAUUCAACACAGAGAAUUUUAAUGUAA